Cariama cristata (Red-legged seriema) is the source of this 1766-nucleotide messenger RNA. It is a transcript of the gene APPL2, whose product is annotated as adaptor protein, phosphotyrosine interaction, PH domain and leucine zipper containing 2. The record is from RefSeq and is a predicted model, not a curated record. Gene Ontology annotation, molecular function: protein binding. Gene Ontology annotation, biological process: signaling. The transcript has 18 exons. The annotation marks the transcript as partial. Lineage: Eukaryota; Metazoa; Chordata; Aves; Cariamiformes; Cariamidae. Gene Ontology annotation, cellular component: cytoplasm; endosome membrane.
AUGUGUCUUGCCACACAACAGCUUUCGAAGCACCUCCUUGCCUAUGAAAAGCAGCAUUUUGCCUUGGGUAAAGGAGAUGAAGAAGUGAUAUCCACCCUUCAUUACUUUUCAAAAGUUGUGGAUGAGCUCAAUAUUCUUCAUUCUGAACUGGCAAAACAGCUUGCAGAUACAAUGGUUCUCCCAAUAAUACAAUUUCGGGAAAAGGAUCUCACAGAAGUAAGCACGUUGAAGGAUCUUUUUGGCCUUGCUAGCAAUGAACAUGACGUGUCCAUGGCAAAGUAUAGCAGGUUACCGAAAAGGAAAGAAAAUGAAAAGCUUAAGGCAGAAGUGGCAAAAGAAGUGGCAAAUGCAAGAAGAAAGCAGCACCUUUCAUCUCUGCAGUAUUACUGUGCCCUGAAUGCUCUGCAGUACAGGAAGAGAGUGGCAAUGAUGGAACCUAUGCUAGGAUAUACACGAGGACAGAUCAACUUUUUUAAGAAAGGAGCAGAGAUGUUUUCCAAAAGAAUGGACGGCUUUUUGUCAUCUGUUUCAGACAUGGUCCAAAGCAUACAGGGAGAGCUGGAUGCUGAAGCUGAAAAAAUGAGGGUAUCCCAGCAGGACUUAAUUGCAGUUAAUGAAUCUGUUUACACCCCAGAUUCUGAUGUAACUUCACCUGCUAUCAAUAGAAAUCUCAUCCAGAAGGCUGGCUACCUUAAUCUUAGAAAUAAAACAGGUCUGGUGACUACAACUUGGGAAAGACUGUACUUCUUCACUCAAGGUGGCAACUUGAUGUGUCAGCCCAGGGGAGCAGUAGCUGGAGGAUUGAUUCAGGACCUGGACAACUGCUCUGUUAUGGCUGUAGACUGCGAAGACAGAAGAUACUGCUUUCAGAUCACUACUCCUACAGGCAAAGCGGGUAUAACCCUUCAAGCAGAAAGCAAGAAAGAAUAUGAGGAGUGGAUAUGUGCCAUCAACAACAUCUCCAGACAGAUCUAUCUGACUGACAAUCCAGAGGCAGCUGCAAUCAAGUUAAAUCAGACAGCCCUACAAGCAGUGACUCCCAUUACCAGCUUGGGAAAAAAAACAGCAGUUCACCACCCCAGCCAGAAUGUAAAGAAUACGGAAAAUGAUAAAAUAAUUCCCAGUGAAUCAGCUGGCGUUCAAGACUCCACACAACUCAUUACUCCUGGAACACCGAUUCAAUUUGAUAUCGUACUGCCUGCCACAGAAUUCCUGGACCAGAACCGAGGUGGCAGGCGUGCAAACCCAUUUGGGGAGUCUGAAGACAGCAGCAAAGAUGGGGAGGAAGAUUCACUCUUGCAGCAGAUGUUCGUAGUUCGGUUUUUAGGAUCUAUGGCCGUUCAGUCAGAUGACACAAGUGAGGUGAUUUAUGAAGCUAUGAGACAAGUGUUAGCUGCUCGUGCCAUUCACAACAUAUUCCGUAUGACGGAAUCCCAUCUCAUGGUCACCAGCAAGAACUUGAGGUUAAUAGAUCCUCAAACCCAAGUUACACGAACAAGUUUUGAACUUGCCACUGUGACACAGUUUGCUGCUCAUCAGGAUAACAGGCGACUGAUCGGCUUUGUGGUCCAUCUCAGUGAGACUCUGGGAGAAGAAUCCAUGAGUGCAUAUAUUUUUGAGAGCAACACAGAAGGGGAAAAGAUUUGCUAUGCUAUUAGCUUGGGAAAAGAAAUCAUUGAGGCACAGAAGGUAAGUUUGUUUCAUUCACCUGUCUGUGUUGUGAUACAUCAUGGUCUGCUUUCGGUUGCACCAUCCAGGUACCUCUG